AUGCCCAGGGAGCCCCUGUUCCUUGCACACGGCUCUCUUGUCCCCAUCCAGCUGGUCUCCAGCUCUGGGAGGCCCAGCUGGCUGGUGCACCAGGCAGCUGGGGAUUCUCCCCUCCACCGCGAGCUGGGAGACUGCUGGACAGGAACGGUCAGACUGAACGUCAAAGCCACCCCCGAAAGAGGUGCCCCCCCAAUCCACCAGGACCCCGUGCCUGGCUCUGCCCUCGCGCGACAGCCAGGAACACGCCUCGGCGGCUCGCUCAGCCGUCCAGCCGCCGGAGGCCACGGGGACACGAGGCGCGGACCCCCUCCCAGCCCCGGGGGACGGCCGGCCCUCCGCGCCCGCUGCGCCCGGCCCGCGAGCGGCCUCUGCCGGCCCCGCGGGAAAGUGCGGACCCCCGAGGAGCCGCCGGGGCCGCCAGGCGCACAUCCCCCGGGGCCAGCAGGGACGUCGGCCUCACGCGCACGCUCCCAAGGCCAGCGAGAGCGGAGGCCCAGGGCACGGGCGCUCCGCGUCCGCCAGGGCCGGGCCCCACCUCCCGGCGGCCCCGAAGCAAGCCCAACGGGCAGCGUCCCUGCCUGCGAGGGCUCCGAGGCACCGGGCAGAGGCCGCAGCGGGAACCCGCCGCCACGCCGCCCACGAGCCUCGCCACCCCGGCCGCCCGGCCCGCGGUCUGUCCUGCGGCCGGGAGCGCAGGCUGCCCCCGGGCCUCCCCGUUACCUGCCGGCCCUCCGCGGCCCCGGGCGCAGCUCGCUCCCCAGGGAACCGCAGGCGGGCCUCAGGGCGGGGGAGGGGGAGGGAGGGGGAGGGGCCGGCCCCGAGCAUCCUCCAGGACGAGGGCCGCCCGCUCCCCGGCCCGCAGGCCCCCACAGCCCGCCCGCCGCGCAGGGGCCGAGCGCGCGGGCCCCCGCCCCCGGCACAGCCCCCAGGCCGAGGCGCCCGCCCCGCAGCGCAGCGCGCCCGCCGCCCUCCCCUGGCCGCCCCCGGGAUCCCGGGGUGCACAGCCGGCGACCGGGCCCUGGGGACGCAAGGGCCCGCGCACUCCACGACGAGAGGGUCCACCCAAGAGGCGCACGCCGGGAAGCCCCCAUCCUGCCUCGGCCUGAGACCCUCCCUCGAGGCGCUGGGGCCCGACGCCGCUCCCCGCGCCGGCCCAGCUCCCACCCGGCUCCGAGGGGGCGAGGCGCCCACCUGCCCGGCUCCGCCGGGGACCCCCGCCCCCCGCCCGCGGGCGCUCAGCGCCGGGGCCGACCUCUCCGGCCUCCUGGAGAAGCUGCCCUAACACGUGUCCACGCGGGGCGGCCACCCGGCGUCGGGCGGACGGCGCUGCUCGGGGAGGAGGUCCCACCGCAGCGGCCCUCCCUCUCCCCCCGGCCCCCCGGGGCCACGCGCACACGCUCUCACUGCGGUGGCAUCUGA
Molecule: messenger RNA, 1419 nt
Organism: Hippopotamus amphibius kiboko
Lineage: Eukaryota; Metazoa; Chordata; Mammalia; Artiodactyla; Hippopotamidae
Product: proline-rich protein 2-like
Exons: 2
Coding region: 1-1419 (472 amino acids)
Source: RefSeq, a predicted model, not a curated record